AUGGAACAUGUAUUUGGAGGAGGAAUCGUUUCUUUGAAUGGUGAGGAGUGGAAAAUUCUGAGACGGUUCUUCCUCCAGGCGUUUAAAGAUUGUGGCACAACUUCCAGCGAAGCUUAUCACGAAUGUCUCAAUGCCACCUUCGAGGACCUUGCUACUUCUCAGGGAAAUCCCGUAGACAUGACAAACAUCAUGCUUGACAGGUGUUCCAAAAUUAUGCGUGACACAGUCUUUGGACAUGAAGGAGUCACCGAAGAUGAAAUAAGGGAUCUGAAUGAAGCUUAUGGCAAAAUUUUGGAGACAUUAUCGUCCACCAAACUUUUCCUCUUCGGAAAAGUAGCAAAGAAACUAUUCUUUCCCUUUCUUGGUGGAUAUAAUCAAUCUAAAAUUUAUCGGCAGAAAAUGCUGGAUGUUCUGCACAAAAAUAUUGCCCAACACGAAUCUCGAUAUGAUGAAAACAAUAUCAGGGACCUUAUCGACAUGUACAUUAAAGAACGGAAAACGAGAAUUCAAAAGAGAGACCCUAUAGCAAAGCAUUUUACAAAUGAUGUUUUAGCUUGUACUCUGUUACAACUUGUUGGAGAUGGUAUCCUCAGCGUAGCAGCGUAUGUUAACAUCUUUCUCCAAGGUCUCGUUGAAUACCCAGAAGAACAGGAAAAAGUUCACGACGAAAUCAUCGAUGUCAUUGGACCCGAUCGCCAAACAACGAUAGACGACAAAAAUAAACUACCUUAUACCAACGCCUUCAUGUAUGAAGUUAUAAGAAAAUCAGAUUUUACCCCUAUGUUGCCGAGCGUUGAAUGUACAACUGAAACGACUAUCCGAGGAUAUAGAAUCCCUAAAGGAGCUGUCACUUUACCAAAUUAUUGGGCUGCUAACCACGAUCCAGAAACUUAUGAUGACCCGGAUACUUUCAAUCCCUCCAGAUUUCUAGCAACUCCAAAUAAACCAAGAGCAGAGCUUCCUGUUUUGUUUGGUGUUGGGAAAAGAGCUUGCAUUGGAGAAACAUUUACAACAACUCAAGCGUUUCUUUUCCUCACAAGUAUCGCCCAGAAAUUCAAGCUAUCUAAACCAAGCGAACCAGCUGGCAACGAUUCCGUCUCUUUAACACCUGGACACACUUACAUACUCGUCAAUUCAAGAAAAGAGGGAUGUGAAAUAGAUCUUUCCUAAGAAGUAACUGAGUCUGUGAGAUGCGAAAUGCCUCUUUCCUAAGAAGUAACUAAGUGUUCGUGAGAUGUGAAAUAAUUCUUUCCCAAGAGGUAACUGAGUAUUUGUGAGAAGUGAAAUACCUCUUUCAUAAGAAGUAACUUUGAGAUGCGAAAUAGUUCUUUCCCGCGAAGUAACUAGUGUGCGUGACAUGUGAAAUAGCCCUUUUCCAUGAAGUAACUGAGUGCGAUGUGAAAUAGCUCUUUCCCAUGAAAUAACUGAGUGUGCGUGAGAUGUGAAAUUCCUCUUUCUCAAGAAGUAACUGAGUGUCCGUGUUUCUGCAUUUCAAAAAAGUAGUCUUUUGAAGUACAUAUGUCUGUUUUAGCCUUAUGCGUGGAUUAGUUUAAGUACUGAAAACUGAACUCUGUCCUUAUCAAUCGCCUGAAGAAAGACCCAGAAACAAGCUCUAAAACUCUUAACAAUAAUCAUUCGGAAUUUUCGAGCCACUCAGUCCCAUAGCAAUCAAUAUUACAAAGCCAGAAAUUAAGAAUAAAAACUAUAAGGAAUGACAUUAGAAGAAUUAAUAUCAACGGGACAGUAGCAUUGCAAUUCCAGCUAUACCGUAGUUAAAAAUGGAUUUAUAGACUUAUCUAGUUCUUUAUUCUACAUUCAUUUAAUGAUGCAAAGAAGCUGCUUUUAAAGAUGAAUUGCAAAAAGAUUCAAAAAGCGAAGUUGCUCUUUUGAACUCUGAAUAGAUUAUUUUGUAUCAUUGUGCUUUGCCUUGAAUAUUGAAAACCCAUGUAUCAUGAACAAAUUCUAAUCUCUCAGAUAGCAUUGAAAGGUUAGAUAUAAUUGUUUACUGAUUGUAAAUUGUAAGUUCCCAACAGGAGACUCGAUGCAAAGAGACCAAUGCGUCCACCAUUUUUUCGUUUAAUUUCUCUCUUUUGGUGGUUGUCUUAUUUUACACAAAAGUAGCAAGAGGGGGAUUGAUUCGCAACUCAUACAUACAUACAUGGACACACACACCAAUCGAUGUAAAUGUAUAACUAUGAUGUAAUCAAUAAAA
Molecule: messenger RNA, 2212 nt
Organism: Uloborus diversus
Lineage: Eukaryota; Metazoa; Arthropoda; Arachnida; Araneae; Uloboridae
Product: cytochrome P450 2B1-like
Exons: 6
Coding region: 1-1170 (389 amino acids)
Molecular function (GO): oxidoreductase activity, acting on paired donors, with incorporation or reduction of molecular oxygen; monooxygenase activity; heme binding
Source: RefSeq, a predicted model, not a curated record